Molecule: messenger RNA, 1422 nt
Organism: Emiliania huxleyi CCMP1516
Lineage: Eukaryota; Haptophyta; Isochrysidales; Noelaerhabdaceae
Exons: 2
Coding region: 1-1422 (473 amino acids)
Biological process (GO): proteolysis
Molecular function (GO): serine-type carboxypeptidase activity
Source: RefSeq, a predicted model, not a curated record
AUGACGCUCGCCGUAACGCCGUCCGAUUUCCUGAUCGCCUCGCUGCCCGGCCUGUCGCCACCGCCGACCUUCAAGCAGUAUGCCGGUCUGCUGCCCAUCGGCGACGCCGCUGGGACUGAGCUGUACUUCUGGUUUGUCGAGUCAGCGCGCAGCCCGGCAAAGGACCCGCUCGUCUUCUGGACCAACGGCGGGCCCGGCGCCAGCAGCGUCGCCUUCGGCUUCUGGACGGAGCACGGCCCCUUCCGCCUCUCAAACUCGAGCGGCAUCGUCCGCCCGGUGCCAUAUAACCAUUCGUGGAACCGCAUCGCUAACGUGCUCUACGUCGAGAUGCCGUCGGGCGUCGGCUACUCGCAUUCGCGCAAUGCGAACAAAUACCGCAAUGUCACCGACGCGGCUGCGGCCGCGGACACGUACACCUUUCUCCAGCGGUGGCUUGACGUCUUCAGCGGCUACAAGGGCCACCCCUUCUACCCUGCGCCUCCUCUCAAAACCGGCGCCUCUGCCACCGCAGGCCACUACGUGCCGACCAUCGCAAAGGCGAUCCUCGACGGCGGCGGCCCGCUCCUCGCGCAGACCAAGGGCUUCCUCAUCGGCAAUCCGGGCAUCAACUCGGACUGGUACUACAACGUCAACGAGUACGCCUUUGUCACGUACAUGUGGUCGCACGGCCUCAUUCCGUCGCCGGCGUACACCGCAGCCAGGGACGCGUGCGGCUGGGGCUCCUUCCUCACAGACUGCCGCCAGGACGCGACGCACCCGUCCCCAGCCUGCCGCGCGGCCACCAGCGCGGCGCUCAAGUACGUGCCCUCGCCGCUCGACCCGUAUGAUGUGCUCGCGCCGACGUGUGCGCGCACGGCCGCCGACGCGGCGGCGGCCGACGCGUCGGUCGUGCGGGACCAGCCCUUCCUCCGCCGGCUCCGCGAGACGCACGGCGCCGACAGCACGCCGAGGUACGACCCCUGCCUCUCCGACCUCACGCCCGCCUACAUGAACCGGGCCGACGUGCGGGCGGCCGUGCACGCGCCACCCGCCUCGCUGCACGAGCGGCCGUGGCCGACGACGCCGCCCGGGUGGCACUACAACCAGGGCGUCGCCGGCGAGAAGGCGGACAUUGCGCGGCUCUUCCCCGACUUCUUUGCCCGGGCUCCGCACUGGCGCCUCGCCGUCGUCUCGGGCACCGCGGACUCGGCGGUGCCCUUCCUCGGCACUGAGCGGUGGAUGGAGUGCCUCGGCCUUCCGGUGGAGGACGACUGGCGGCCGUGGCACCUGGACCGCGAUGUGGCGGGCAUGGUGAAGCGCUGGGCGCCCGACCUCUCCCUCGUCACCGUCAAGGGCUGCGGACACACGAUCCCAUACUCGUGCCCCGAGAAGGGCCUCGCCUUCCUGGCGAACUAUCUGAACCGCUCUCGGGGUUGUGAGUGA